CAUUAGUUUAGUAUCCCCGCGAACAGCAGGGAAUGGCUGGACUUCUCAGUUUGUUGCCUUAAUCUGCUUAAUUGGUGCUUCCAGGCAUGCCACUGAAGUGUGUGGGAAUUCGUCGUUAUGAGUGAUCAUUCAGUGGUGUAUUAUCAAGCAUAUUUUGUCACCGAAGAACUGUUACCAGUGGAAAUAUGGGAGAUAAUUCUAAAAUAUCUGCAGACCUCCGAUCUGCUGACGGCUUCUUGUGUUUCUCGUGCCUGGAGACAUCUAGCGAGAAGAAUAUGUCGAGAGAGAUGCCACUAUUUGCCCCCACGUCUACUAGCAGAGCUCACCCACGAGUACUACGUCACUCAUUAUCCCAAGUCCGCCACACCCCCUACGCUUGCUCAAGAUGCCAACAGUGACGUCGUGGCAGAUGGUGACACCAAAGAUGAAGUGAUGGAGGAGCUAUUAGCCAAAUGCCAAGAGAGAGUAGAUGAACCUGAAUGGUUAGAUAUCAGCAGGAUGUCAAUGCAAACUGCUAUAACGUCUAUCCCAGAUGAUUGUAAUAUGUUACUACAGGUGAAACGAGUGACACAUCUCACUUCUGCAGGCAGGUUUGUGGUGGUGGUGUCUCAUGGUGAGGAUGAAAAUACGUGUAUUAUAAGACUGUUUGGCAAGGCAGGGCAAGAAUGCUGCGUGCAACACAUUAAAGGCAGAAUCCUUAGGGUUUGUGCCAUGGAGAUGCCAGAAACUCCUCCCAUCCUGGCCAUGUGUGUGAACAAAUAUCUAAAAUGUUACCUGGUGGGUCCUCAGCUACACUCUCUCACUCCUCUUAGUGUCACUCCUGUGCUAUCUGUUGACUCCAGACUGUGCUGUGAUGGGAACACUGUGAUAGUAUCUCAGAUGAUGGAUGAGAUUCAUCUCGCCAUCUAUCAAGCUAAUUUCAUACCUCAACAUGGGCGAAUUGAACUUGUUCAUAUAGGGCGCAUCACAACCAGUUCUCCUCCAGUCUACUGGGACCUUUGGAAUGGAUUUGUGACCACCAUAGUAUCAGGGGGUCAUGUGUCUUCCUACACCGUCUCUGGAAACUUGAUCGCAGAGUCGCCUUUAUACAAGGACCUUCGGUACCCCAACCCCACCCUCCUCUCACGCGGACUCAUAUUUGCAUCCACCAUUACAUCUAGAACACUUUUAUCAUACUGGCAUAUGGACCGUGAACGUGACUAUUGGUUGGUUGGUGAAAGCAUCUUGACAAGCUGGAUACAAAGAGGCUCACAAGAUGUGGGUAAUGCAAGCUGGAUCACAGGCACUCAAGUUAAAAGCAGUAGUAAUAAUAUGAAUCCACAGGAAGGAAACAUCACUGACGGAACAGCUAGAAGUUUACCAUAUUCGGAGCCAGCCAGCAGCUGCAUAUUGACACUAGCCAAGGUGCGGGUGGGAGCCACGUUGUUGCUAGAGGUAACUGUGGUCCAUUAUAAACGAGGUCUUGUGUUCUGUGGCACCAGUCAAGGUCAUUUACUGGUCUACAAGAUCCUGGGUGAAGACAGUUCAACUAAAAUGAAAGUAAACUGGGCAGUUAUGGAAUCUUACGUCCCUUCUCUGUGUUUGUCUGUCUCCACUCGUCGAGUCUCAAGAUUAACAUCAUAUUUCAGGAAUCAGGACAUAAUUGUGGCCAUCGCUGAUAAGGAUGCCACUUGCUAUAUAGUUUCCCUCCCUAAUAUUAACUUUACUGCUAGAUGUUGAUAAAGAAUUGUUACCUCAAUCCUUAGGCUGUGAAUUAUUCAUGAAAAUAUCUUGAAAUUUUUUUACUGCUCAACCAAACUUGGCCAAGACUUAAUGUUGUCUCUCAUGUUAUUUGUGUGUGACACAAUGCUAGUGUUUCAGUUUUCGAUGAAGUGAUUUAAAACAUGUUGAUAAUGUGCAUGUAGUUUUUGGGGCUCACAAGGUCAAAGCUCAGGGUCACUCUUACUCACAAGUGGCUAAGGGAUCUGUGAAUUUUUCAACUAAGUUUAGAGACUUGAAGCAGGUGAAGAUGUUUUCAGUUGUUUGUUAAUGUACAGUUUUUUCUUCAAAAUUAAGGUUGGUAAUUUAUUAUGUACUGGUACAUUGUGUGCAUCAUUUUGGAUAUGAAUUACCGUAUGAGUUGUUCCAGUUUGAGUUCCAGUGUAUCACUUUUUCAUGUUAGUCCAUUAUGCUUUUAAUCCUAAUUUAUCUUUGGACUGUGCAUGCUAGCUUAUAAAUUAAUAAACAUGAAAUGUAUU
This is a messenger RNA of Homarus americanus (American lobster), 2237 nucleotides long. RefSeq lists its product as uncharacterized. The record is from RefSeq and is a predicted model, not a curated record. Bases 118 to 1719 code for a protein of 533 amino acids. The transcript is spliced from 10 exons. NCBI's taxonomy places the organism in Eukaryota, Metazoa, Arthropoda, Malacostraca, Decapoda, Nephropidae. Gene Ontology annotation, molecular function: protein binding.